CGCUGCUGAGUAAGUUCCUUUUGUUAUAUUUGUGUAAAUUCACACUCUGCUCAUCUGGAUUUCGAAUCUUAAGCAUGUUGAUUAUGAGUGAGGUUCUGUGGUGCUUGUUGAUGUUAUGCGCGUGUGUGUGGUGGUGGUGUAGCGCCCCACGACGCACUCGUAAACUGCUCGCUGCGUUGCCUUCCUUCCCGCAGCUGCCUCUACUUGGAAACAUCCAUCAAAUACCCAGAAACAGUAUAAAUCUAUUUCAAUUUUUAGAGAAGAUAGCUGUGACCUGUGACACAACAGAGAUGCCGUUUGUUUUUUGGUUGGGUCCGCGGCCUAUCUUAUUUAUCAGUGAUCCAGAGGAUGUGAAGGGUGUGAACAACGCGUUCAUAGAAAAACCACAUUACUAUAGUUUCGCGAAGGUCUGGCUUGGAAACGGUCUGGUAGUGGCUCCACCGGAAAUUUGGAAAAAUAGCAUCAAGAAGUUGUCGGGCACAUUCACGCCGAGUAUAGUGGAAGGAUACCAGGAAGUCUUCGCAGGGCGCGCAGCCGACCUCGUCCAGAGACUGAAGGCUCGUACUACGGAGGAGCCCUUCGACAUCAUGCACGACCUGGCCUACACUACGCUUGAGGCUAUAUGUCAGACAGCCUUCGGUUUUCCGAAGAUAUCCGAGAGCAUCGUAACUAAAGAAUAUUACGAUGCUUUUCAUCGCUGCUUGGAGCUGCUCAUCCGACGUGGCCUCAACCCUCUGCUGCAUCUCGAUUUCAUGUACCGUCUAACUCCAGCAUCCAAAGAACUGCAGAAGUGCGUCGGCAUAUUACAUAAUGUUUCCAAUACGGUGAUUACAAAACUUAUCCAAGAGCGAGAAUGCGCCAAGCAAGACAACAGAAAUGAAAUAGUACCAAAUCGUCGAAGGUUCAAGUCGUUCCUAGACUUGAUGCUGGAAAUGCAGGUCAGUACACCGGAGCUGUCCGUGGAACAAAUCCGCUCUGAGGUGGACACGGUUCUGUUUGGGGGACACGAGACGGUGGCCACCACCCUGUUCUACGCCCUCCUCAUGAUCGGACGGGAUAAGAACUUACAGGAUAAACUCUAUAACGAGGUUCGCGACGUGGUCGGGGACGGUGGUCGUCCGGUGACCGGAGCGGACCUGCCCCGCCUGCGCUACUGCGAAGCCACGGUGCUGGAGACUUUGCGCUUGUUCCCACCUUUCCCAGCCGUCUUGCGUAUGGCUGAUAAGGACUUACAACUCAGCUCAGGUAAGUGCGUGGUGCCUCGAGGAACGGUGUGCGCGGUGAGCGCGAUGGUGAUGGGCCGCGCGCGCCGACUCUGGGGACCCGACGCGGCAGAGUACCGACCCGAGCGCUGGCUGGCCCCGCCACACGCGCAGCCGGCUGCCUUCCUCGCCUUCAGCUACGGCAGGAGAGCAUGCAUAGGGAAAAAUUACGCUAUGGCGAUAUUGAAGACAGUGUUGGCAAGUUGCGUUCGAGAGCUGGAGUUUACCGCGGAACAAGCUGAGCUGCAGUUGAAGUUAGACGUGGUACUGCGGCCGGCCUCAGGCCACCUCCUGCAAGUCAAGACUAGAAACUUAAAAUAAAUCACGUACCUUCAAA
Messenger RNA from Bombyx mori (domestic silkworm), 1599 nucleotides. It is a transcript of the gene Cyp366a1, whose product is annotated as cytochrome P450 CYP366A1. Gene Ontology annotation, molecular function: monooxygenase activity; heme binding; oxidoreductase activity, acting on paired donors, with incorporation or reduction of molecular oxygen. Lineage: Eukaryota; Metazoa; Arthropoda; Insecta; Lepidoptera; Bombycidae. The record is from RefSeq and is marked provisional.